CCUACGGCCUGCUGUCAUUGCACCAUCACUCAACAUUGAACUCAUUCAGCCCGAUCAUACCGUAUACGCUUUAUAGUCAACCCUUAGUCUAAACCAGCAAAAGAAGCAAGAAACUGUACCGCGGCACUGUUUAGUCCUCGCUUGGCAGACCGCUAUGCCAAGGGUCUGCGCCAGGCUAUACAUAUGACAGCAUCUCGCGCAUCGUCAAGCUCCUCACGGCCUCAAGCAUUUCUCUCCGCGAGAACCCCCUACAGCCCGAUCUCGCGGAGACUGUCCGGAUUCUCCGUUUCCGACCACGGCGACCAUGGUGAUAAUGGGGGUGGACGGGGAGCCGACAACGCAGACACAAGCGAUCCGCAUCCUGUCGUAACCGACGAGAUCAACGAAAUCAAGCGCUACGAGGAUUUCACCACCAUCGACUGGGUUCAAGAUGCCGUUCACGAGCAGGCACGUCGCCGAGCUCGCCGACAAGAAGCGCGCGGCUUCUGGGAUCGAGAAGGCACUUUUGGCUGGCGACGAAAACUGUGGGAAUCCUAUGAUGCUGGCCAGGCUUGGCUCGUCGUGACUCUGGUCGGCGCAGCGAUUGGGCUGAACGCAGCAUUUCUCAAUAUUGUGACUGAAUGGCUAUCGGAUGUAAAGCUUGGGUACUGCACCACUGCGUUCUAUCUCAAUGAGCAGUUCUGCUGCUGGGGUGCUGAAAAUGGGUGUCCAGAAUGGCACCGUUGGGGACCGAAUCCAUUUAUCAACUAUAUUGUAUACUUUAUAUUUGCGAUCGCCUUCGCUUUCACAUCGGCCUUCCUUGUCAAGUCAUUCUCUCCAUAUGCGGCCGGCUCCGGUAUUUCAGAAAUAAAAUGCAUUCUCGCGGGAUUCGUGAUGAAGGGCUUUUUGGGCUCAACAACCCUUUUUAUCAAGUCAAUUAGUCUUCCGCUCUCAAUUGGCUCAGGCCUGUCUGUUGGAAAAGAAGGACCAAGUGUACAUUAUGCGGUGUGCACGGGCAAUGUUAUUUCUCGCUUCUUCAACAAGUAUCGACGAAAUGCGGCCAAGACAAGAGAAAUCUUAACCGCCGCUGCUGGCACGGGUGUAGCAGUGGCUUUUGGGAGUCCAAUUGGUGGCGUCUUGUUCUCUCUUGAGGAAAUGUCGACCUACUUUCCAUUAAAAACUUUGUGGCGAAGCUACUUCUGUGCUCUAGUAGCCACUGGCGUGUUAGCAGCUAUGAACCCCUUCAGAACUGGACAGUUGGUCAUGUUCCAAGUCAGAUACGACCGUACAUGGCACUUUUUCGAAUUGAUCUUCUUUGUUAUUAUUGGAAUAUUCGGUGGUUUGUAUGGCGCAUUAGUGAUCAAAUGGAAUCUCCGAGUCCAAGCUUUCCGAAAAAAGUACUUAGGGCUAUAUCCAGUUACAGAGGCCGUUGUUCUUGCUGGCGUAACAGCUCUGGUCUGCUAUCCAAAUAUUUUUCUGAGAAUCAACAUGACGCAGAUGAUGGAGGUUCUUUUCCGAGAAUGUGAAGGGGAUAACAACUACAAAGGGAUUUGCGAAGCACAAAAUCGCUGGUCGAUGAUAUUCUCUCUUCUUAUUGCGACAAUCCUCCGUGUCAUCUUGGUCAUCAUCUCCUAUGGAUGCAAAGUGCCAGCGGGUAUCUUUAUUCCUUCAAUGGCGGUCGGUGCUUCGUUCGGGAGGAUGGUUGGUAUUCUUGUUCAAGCUUUGCACGAAUCGUUUCCCAAUUCGGGCUUCUUUGCUGCGUGCGAACCGGAUGUGCCAUGCAUCACGCCAGGAACAUAUGCCUUCCUCGGUGCUGCUGCAGCUCUUAGUGGAAUCAUGCAUCUUACGGUGUCCAUCGUUGUGAUAAUGUUUGAGCUCACUGGAGCUGUGGUAUACAUUCUCCCAACAAUGAUUGUUGUUGGCGUUACCAAAGCCGUCAGUGACCGGUUCGGAAAAGGAGGCAUUGCAGACCGAACAAUCUGGUUCAACGGCUUUCCCUUCUUGGACAAUAAAGAAGACCAUGUUUUCAACGUCCCCGUCUCGCGCGUCAUGACGGGCAGUCCCCUAUCUCUCCCAGCUUCCGACCUCCCUGUCAGAGAAGCAGAACAUCUACUAAGCGACAACAAAUUCCAAGGCUUCCCCAUCGUCGAAGACCGCAGCAGCAAGAUUCUAGUUGGCUACAUUGGCCGUACGGAACUCCGCUACGCCAUCGAAAAAGCACGACGAACCGCGCCCCUAUCCCCCAACGCAAGAUGUAUAUUUACCCAAGACGCCAUACCAUCAAACAGAAUGGAGUCCGGUCGACGGUCCAUCUCUGGUCGCUUUGACCAAGAUAUACCUCAAACCUUCGACGAACUAGAGAAUACCACGGGGGCCAAAUUCAUCGACUUUGCGCCGUACGUCGACCACACCCCGAUCUCCGUGCACCCUCGACUUCCGCUUGAAACGGCAAUGGAAUUGUUCAAGAAGAUGGGCCCGCGUGUUAUUCUGGUUGAGCAGCGUGGACGGAUAAUGGGGCUGUUGACGGUGAAGGAUUGUCUCAAGUAUCAAUUCAAAGUCGAGGCUCAAGAGAACACGACCGCGGGGGAGACGACGGGUUUUGCGAAUGGCAACGGUCAUAGUGCCAGCAGCCAUGAGCGAGAGCAGGGCAAUAGUGUUGAAGAGAAAAUCUGGGCUUUCAUGCAGAGAAUUGGUAAAUCAUUGCGCAUUGUGCGUGAUCGAAGUAUCAGGCUUGAUGGCGCGCAACGACCUGAUCAGGCCAGAGAGACUGACGACAGUCAGCACCAGUACGGAAUUCUCGAUGGCACUGAAGAGGACACAUUUGUCGAAUUAGAGGACCGAUGAUCUUUAUAUUCCAUAAUGAAACAUUAGUUGUAUAUAUUAACAUCUUACACGUUGCUAUUAAAUUAGAGCGGCCCUAUUUAUUACUAUCAACCCGCUGCGGCAUCAGCGGAGCAUCCUCUCCAUCCUCCUCU
This is a messenger RNA of Talaromyces proteolyticus, 2954 nucleotides long. RefSeq names its product putative voltage-gated chloride channel. Bases 184 to 2823 code for a protein of 879 amino acids. Gene Ontology annotation, cellular component: fungal-type vacuole; endoplasmic reticulum; Golgi apparatus. Gene Ontology annotation, biological process: intracellular iron ion homeostasis; chloride transport; intracellular copper ion homeostasis. Lineage: Eukaryota; Fungi; Ascomycota; Eurotiomycetes; Eurotiales; Trichocomaceae. Gene Ontology annotation, molecular function: voltage-gated chloride channel activity. The transcript is spliced from 7 exons. The record is from RefSeq and is a predicted model, not a curated record.